Musca vetustissima is the source of this 429-nucleotide messenger RNA. Its product is annotated as general odorant-binding protein 57c-like. The record is from RefSeq and is a predicted model, not a curated record. The coding region runs from base 1 to 429 and encodes 142 amino acids. The transcript has 2 exons. NCBI's taxonomy places the organism in Eukaryota, Metazoa, Arthropoda, Insecta, Diptera, Muscidae. Gene Ontology annotation, biological process: sensory perception of smell. Gene Ontology annotation, molecular function: odorant binding.
AUGAAUUUGACGGUCAUUGUGUUAAUUGUUGUCGUUGCCGUGUCAGUUUUGGAAAAGUCCUCAGCUGAUGACCUGGACGAUGUCCGCCAUGUUGUGUGCAUGGAACAAUCCGAAAUAGCGGAAGAUGAAUUUGACUCCAUGAUGGAUAUGUUAGAGGCGAAUGCCACAGAUGAUAUGGAUCACCGAUUUAAAUGUUAUACCCAUUGUAUGUUGGAGAAAUGGGAUCAUUUCGAUGAAACGGGAAAACUUGAUCUGGCGAAAAUGGAAGAUAAAAAUAUGUCGGCGAGUGAAAUUGAAGCCGUUGAAAAAUGUAAAAACGACACGGAAGAUAUUGAGGAUAAAUGUGAAUAUGCCUUUGCAUUGACUGUGUGUUUUAGGGAGGGCAACAAAAUGAAUUAUUCCGAAGUUGAAGAAGAUGUAAAUGAAUAG